Molecule: messenger RNA, 1137 nt
Organism: Prorocentrum cordatum
Lineage: Eukaryota; Dinophyceae; Prorocentrales; Prorocentraceae
Source: the annotation of a GenBank genome assembly
GCUGCCAUCGGACAGGCCAUCGAAGACGCCGAGAUCAGCUUAUUGCGCGCUGUUGGCGCGCCCGCGCUUCGCGACCAGGCUGAGGCCGAUCAGAAAGUGAUCGGCAUUGUUCUCUGCAAGCGCGAGCCGCGACGCGCAUGGAGCGGCGGCAGCUACAGGCGCAUGCGUUACUUCAGCGUGGAAAAGGCUGUGGCCUUGGCGGAGCCGAUGGAUUGUGUUUCUGAUGAUCGCGGUUUGAGAAGUCCGACGUUUGUCAUGUUCGACAUGUUAGAGCCUGCGGUCGAUAUCAUGCUUGACGCAGCUGCGCUUGGCGAUGGGCGCAUUGUUCGCGCGAUGGUCGCCGAUUGGGAGUGCCCGAGCGAGGCCUGCACCGCGCGCUUGCGCCCCCCCUUCGUGCUCGGCAGCCUCGUCGCGAUAUCGGCGUGGGAAUCCCUGGCUUUCGACUGCAGGUCUCGGUGCUCGGCAGGGCAUGUAUUGGACUUCUGGCGCGACUUGCGACAUCAAGUUGCGGCGGCCCCCAACGGCGAGGCGCGCCGCCUUCCCCUGGCUGCAGCUCCACGCGACGACAGGCCGACGGAUUCAUUCAGUGCCAACAUGUUUUUGACCAUGGCAAGCCAGCUGCGGCAAUGGAGCCCCUUGAUAGCAGCGGGGCGCGAAGGUAAGCGCGAGCUUCUCGCCACCUUCACUUCUUGGCUGGACGCGUGCGCUGAAAGCCUUACGCGGGAGAAGUUCCUCGCGUGGAGUUGGCGGCGGCGGGCCAGCAGAGGGGGCUUCAUGAAGCUGGGCGGAAGGAAUUGGUGCCUGAUGGAGUACAGCCAUACCAAAGGUGAUCGAUUGGAUUACGUGUUUCAAGUUGCGUUGAAAAUGGGCGAGCUGGGGCAUUGCGACGAUCCACCGGAGGACUGGGCAUGGCAGAUGCGACAAUAUAAUACUGAGAUCGCCGCAGACAUCAACCGCCAUCUGCCCCCACCAGGUGGCUUGGGCGCUCGGCAUUCGAGCGCAGGUCAUAAAGUCCACGUGUUUCUCCACAGCCACAGGUUGGAGAGCAAGAGUUGGCGACGCGUCCAGGACCUCCUUGAGUGCAUGUUCUGCGUGGCCGUGGAUGGUGGCCCAGAGAGCAUGCUCAACGGUUUCAGG